Messenger RNA from Helianthus annuus (common sunflower), 571 nucleotides. Its product is annotated as protein NUCLEAR FUSION DEFECTIVE 6, mitochondrial. Gene Ontology annotation, cellular component: mitochondrion. NCBI's taxonomy places the organism in Eukaryota, Viridiplantae, Streptophyta, Magnoliopsida, Asterales, Asteraceae. The coding region runs from base 74 to 343 and encodes 89 amino acids. The record is from RefSeq and is a predicted model, not a curated record. The transcript has 3 exons.
UUCUGUACAAAGGGGUUUACAGUUUACACUCUCCGCCGAUCCAAUUCAAAAAAAUCCAGUAUAAAGCAUCAAAAUGGCCGGUGGUGCUGCCGUCAGGUCGUUUCUCCGAUCAUCUUCCGUCCGUAGCGCGGCCGCCAAACUCUCCACAGCCGCCAAAACCCCAACUUUUCGAUCUUCAGCCCCCAAACCUCUUCCUCAUCGCAUCUUCAGGUGUCCAGUUGAAUUGAGCGUCUGUUUACAAGCCGUGCAACCGUUUCAUACUGUUACUGCAUCGGCUUUGAUUACUUCAUCAUCGUUCAUUACCUCUUGCCGCAGCUACGGUUGUCUCCCUGAAGGUUCAUAAAGAUAUCAUUCUUCGGUUAGCCUGCAGGCUGCAACAACUAGAAUCCGAAGGAGCACAAGGAUGUAGUGGAUUUGUUAUUUUGAAGAUGUAUUUAUUUUAAACCAAAUGUUUAAAUAACAUCUCAAUCUGAUGUAUGAUUUUUACUAAUCGGUUUUUAACUUUUUAUACAUAAAUCAAACCGGUUGCCAAAAAUGAUGGUUACAGGCAACAAGUUAUGCUUGGGUGCCA